Molecule: messenger RNA, 793 nt
Organism: Cladocopium goreaui
Lineage: Eukaryota; Dinophyceae; Suessiales; Symbiodiniaceae
Source: the annotation of a GenBank genome assembly
CACAGCAUAUCUCAAGUGGAAUCAUGGCCCGUCACCGUGGGCUUUCGCUGCUGCUCGUGCUCUUGGCACCUGCCUUUGUUGGGCCACGCACUCGUUCGCCGCCACGAGCUGCACGGGUUGCGCGAUCUGCCGAGCUGAAGAGAGAUGGCGAUGGCGCCCUUGGCGCAGUUGGGAUUGGAGCAUCCCUGGUGAUGGGAUGGAGUGAAUGGACGCUGAAAACCACAGGUUGCGGUCUACCUGCCGGACCCUUUGGUCUGCUGGGUGCCACCGAGGGUCUCAGCUACUUGGCCGUUUUGGGCCUGGUGGGCUAUCAACUUUUCCGCCUUGCGACCAAUGACUCCAAGAAGCAGAGCAGCCUUGUGGAGGUGGCAUCGGUUCUUGCGGUCCUGGCGACCGUGGCGGGCAUCGUAGUCUUAUAUUUUCAAAUUCAGGAUUAUGGCUUCGUGCCUGAAGCAGUGCCCACUGAAGGAGGUAGAUGUAGCAACAUCGGAUGAACAUUCUGUCGAUUCUGUGCACUUGCAUGAAAGUGCUGCGAAAGACAGAGCAUCGGCAUCAUCGGUUCAAAAUUGAUGCACAGAUCUGGGAAUGGUCUUCUCUCCGAUGCUUCGUAUUGCGACACAACCAAGGUACUGGUAUAGUUUCAAGUCCAUUCACUGAAGUUCAGGAUUGGUGUCUGCCAAAGGAGCUCACCACUAGCAGCAAUGCUUUUGGGGCGCAUGAGAGUCUUAUGAUUUAGAUGUGACUUUGCUUCACUCAAAACCCAGUGUUUGGAGCCGCCGAUAAUCCAAUGUCA